AGGAGGAGGAGAGCCAGUGCAUUUGAGGUAUCUCAUUAGCUGUCAGAUACAGUGCUCACAGGAGGAGACAUGAGAAGACAUCUUAUCCAUUGCGUCAGCUUGUUACUUUAUGUUUGAAAUCUGCUUUGUGUGUUGGUGCUCCCAAGUGAUCUGAAGCAGUGAGCUGAGAUUACAAAGAAACCAGUUAGUGUGUUUGGAUAUGCGGCGUCUUUGAUUGGAGGAUUUGAAUACAAAGAAAAAGCGCUGAACCUGAGAAAGGAAAUAAAUUAAGACCUUUCUUAUGUGAGAUGGGAGCCGUGCAGGUGGUCUUGAGCAGAGAGCUGUGAACUUCAUGUGUCGGUCGGGGAAGCACUGAAAUGAGUCGCGGGCAUCACUUUAUAAGCUCUUUGCCUGUCUAGUUGAGUGAGUCAAGCUUCAGUUUGAUCAACCCUCCUGAUAUUCUCAGACCAGGAGUCCCAGCGCAUUGCACAGUCCAGCAGGACCGAGGAACUUUUAAAUUUGCUUUCCAGAGGAUCUGGAUCUGGCUGACUUGGCUUUGUUUCUUGGAGACGCUUUGCACUCUUUCAUUGAAUUUUCUCUGUGAUAACCGUGCAUCCUCUGAGACAGGAUGCAGGUGUCGUUUGUUUGCACAGACCACCGGUCCAUGAGCCGUAGCACAGAUGACAGGCUCAAUCGACAAAACGCUAACAGUCCAAGCACUGGUACCCGAAGCAAGUUCAAAGCCGUGGCCAUGGUGGCCAGGAGCCUCGGGCAGCUUUCUGUCCAGAGCGUCCCUUCUUCAAGUGACCAAAGCAUGAGAACUGGCAUGAAGUAUAGAAACCUGGGGAAGUCGGGCCUGAGAGUCUCAUGUCUUGGAUUAGGAACAUGGGUGACAUUUGGAGGACAGAUCACAGAUGAGAUUGCAGAGCAGCUGAUGACUCUGGCAUACGAGAACGGGAUCAAUCUGUUCGACACGGCAGAGGUCUACGCUGCAGGAAAGGCGGAGAUGGUGCUGGGCAACAUCAUAAAGAAGAAAGGAUGGAGACGCUCCAGUUUAGUCAUUACAACCAAAAUAUUUUGGGGUGGAAAAGCAGAGACUGAGAGAGGACUGUCAAGAAAACACAUUAUAGAAGGUUUGAAGGCAUCAUUGGAGAGACUGCAGUUAGAGUAUGUGGACGUAGUGUUUGCAAACAGACCAGACCCCAACACACCCAUGGAAGAGACUGUGCGGGCGAUGACCCAUGUGAUCAAUCAGGGAAUGGCGAUGUACUGGGGAACGUCACGCUGGAGUCCGAUGGAAAUCAUGGAAGCGUACUCUGUGGCCCGACAGUUCAACCAGAUCCCACCAAUCUGCGAACAGUCGGAGUAUCACAUGUUCCAGAGGGAGAAGGUGGAGGUGCAGCUUCCCGAGCUCUUCCAUAAGAUCGGUGUGGGUGCGAUGACAUGGUCCCCGCUGGCCUGUGGGAUAAUCUCAGGGAAAUACGACAGCGGGGUGCCAGCCUACUCUCGUGCCUCACUAAAGGGCUACCAGUGGUUGAAGGACAAGAUCUUGAGCGAGGAGGGCCGACGCCAGCAGGCGAAGCUGAAAGAGCUGCAGGCAAUCGCUGAGCGGCUGGGCUGCACGCUGCCACAGCUAGCCAUCGCGUGGUGCCUGAGAAAUGAAGGUGUGAGCUCUGUGCUCCUUGGAGCCUCCAGCACGGAUCAGCUCAUGGAGAAUAUAGGAGCAAUACAGGUUCUUCCAAAGUUAUCCUCCUCCAUCGUGCACGAGGUGGACAGUAUCCUGGGCAACAAACCCUACAGUAAAAAGGACUACCGCUCCUAGUGUGGAACCGGAUGGGACCGGAUGCUCCACACCCACCUUUGCCUGAUCCUCCGUUCGCUUCAGCUUUUACUGAAUGAGUACCGGCCGCAUGAGACGGGCAAGCACCCACAAACCCUGGAGAGCAAGACUUUUAGAACACAAAGGGCAAGAAACAUG
Messenger RNA from Sinocyclocheilus grahami, 1957 nucleotides. RefSeq names its product voltage-gated potassium channel subunit beta-2. The transcript is spliced from 14 exons. Gene Ontology annotation, molecular function: transmembrane transporter binding; potassium channel regulator activity; voltage-gated potassium channel activity. Lineage: Eukaryota; Metazoa; Chordata; Actinopteri; Cypriniformes; Cyprinidae. The coding region runs from base 608 to 1801 and encodes 397 amino acids. The record is from RefSeq and is a predicted model, not a curated record. Gene Ontology annotation, cellular component: cytoplasm; membrane; voltage-gated potassium channel complex. Gene Ontology annotation, biological process: transmembrane transport; regulation of potassium ion transmembrane transport; regulation of action potential.